AUGCACUGCUUCUCUAAAGAGCGAGAGAGUUAUUCCCACGUCGGAAAGCUCAUCGCCAAUACGACUUAUCACGGCCUUGGUCCCGUCAUUGGGAUCCAAUGGCUCUUUGGCGUAGACCGAGACGUUGGGAAGCUGUCAAGACACUUCUCAUCGUCGCCAUCAUCCUCUCCGAAGAGCAGCCUACAGUCGACGCGCAAUACCCGGACGUUCUUCAUCCGGUUAAGCGUUGCUGUUCUUGAGGUCAAGGACUCAAGAUCUUUCCCCCUAAUCGUAAUCCUCGAGGAGUUCAACGCCGAUCAAGAUGAGGCGACGGAUGUCUUCGGGGUAGCGGGACCAGAUCGUACUGUGAAGGCCUCGAUGGUUGGAAGGCUCAACAAGGACACAUUGAAGGACAUCGAGAAGCGUGCGCGGUACGCUAACUCGGCCAUUGACCGCAUUGUGCCCCACCAGGACGAGGGUGCCGGCCUGAACGUGAAGCUUGAGAAGUUCUUCGAAAGUCUGUGA
This is a messenger RNA of Trematosphaeria pertusa, 504 nucleotides long. RefSeq lists its product as uncharacterized. Lineage: Eukaryota; Fungi; Ascomycota; Dothideomycetes; Pleosporales; Trematosphaeriaceae. The transcript has 5 exons. Bases 1 to 504 code for a protein of 167 amino acids. The record is from RefSeq and is a predicted model, not a curated record.